UUAGUUUGUAGAUUUAGCAAAUAAUAAUUUGUUUGGUUCAAAUUAAUAAUAGAUAGGGAUUUACAGAAGUUUUUAGGACGAAAAAAAUAACUUUGCGGGCAAGCAAGUAAAGGAUUGCGUUUUGGUAGAAUAUUGGUUCUGGUCAAAGGGUAAAUACGUAAAUUCAAAACCAUCGAGAGAUGAAAACCCCCACCCAAGUGGAAGAAGAAGAAGAACCCUUUCUCCUCAAGCGCUCUCUCUCUAUCUUUUCUUCAUCAAAUCAAUCGCAUCCUCUUUCCCUGAUUCUCCGAUUCAUCUCUCCGUCGAAGGUCAAUCCCCCUCUGUGAUCGAUGAACUUAUCAAGGCGCCUGGCUCUCUUAGGGGCUCAAUCCGCGCUUUCAAUCGCAAAACCUCGAGGUUUUGGCUUCUCCUCCUCCUCCUCCUACGGCUUGAUUGAUCGUCGUCCCUUCCAAUACCGCCAAAUCUCGGAGCUCACUAAAGUGAAUGGGAAGCGUGCUUUUCUCGUCGAUACCUUGGCUCUGGUGAGGAGUCUAGAAGCACAAGGUGUACCAUCAAAACAGGCUGAGGCGAUUACUUCUGCCAUCACUGAGGUUUUGAAUGAUAGCUUGGAGAAUGUCUCUGAGUCUUUUGUUUCCAAGGCUGAGAUGCAAAAGAUUGAAAUGCUUCAAGAUUCUAAUCUCUCCAAAUUUAAAUCUGAAGUCAAAAGCUCUCAGGAGCAUCAUUUUACUGUGUUACAACGGGAGACAGAAAAACUAAGAGGGGAUAUAGAGAAGAUGAGAAGCGAGCUAAGGUACGAAAUCGAUAAGGUGACAGCUGGACAACGCUUGGAUUUGAAUCUUGAAAGAGGCCGGAUACGUGAUGAGCUAGCUAAUCAGAAUUCUGAAACAACAAACCUCACAAACAAGCUUGACAGAGAAAUUCAUGCACUCAGAGCUCAGCUAGAAGCGGCCAAAUACGAAGUUAUCAAAUACUGCAUUGGUACACUUGUCUCCAUUUCAGCUGUUGGACUCGCAGUCCUUCGCAUAAUGAUGUAGUUGAAUCUAACCCUCAAGACUUAUAUGCUCGAAACAAAAGUUGGUAGAUUCUCUCAUUAUUUUACUUGAAACCUCAAUGUCAUAUUCUUUUUCUUUUCUGGCGAGGAAAAGAAAAAAAAAACAAUGUUAUUGUAUUCGUGAUCUCUUGGGCUAAUCAUCCUUUUACUAGAAUUUGCCCCGAGUAUUAUAUUCAAUCCAAGAAUCUUUGUUUAUUUUUAUUACUAAGUAACCAUGGUAGCUUAGCUCUGCAAAGAUUCUGUUUUGUGACAC
This is a messenger RNA of Eruca vesicaria subsp. sativa (arugula), 1304 nucleotides long. The record is from the annotation of a GenBank genome assembly. Lineage: Eukaryota; Viridiplantae; Streptophyta; Magnoliopsida; Brassicales; Brassicaceae.